Molecule: messenger RNA, 927 nt
Organism: Bufo bufo (common toad)
Lineage: Eukaryota; Metazoa; Chordata; Amphibia; Anura; Bufonidae
Product: olfactory receptor 11L1-like
Exons: 1
Coding region: 7-927 (306 amino acids)
Biological process (GO): G protein-coupled receptor signaling pathway
Cellular component (GO): membrane
Molecular function (GO): G protein-coupled receptor activity; olfactory receptor activity
Source: RefSeq, a predicted model, not a curated record
CAGGCGAUGAAUGAGCCGAACCAUACAACAGUCAGUGAAAUAUUUCUUCUUGGCUUCAAAAACAUCCACAAGUUCAAAAUACUUAUUUUUAUUCUGCUCCUUGUGGUUUACUGUGUAACAAUAUGUGGAAAUCUGUUGAUCAUCACCCUGGUGUCCUACAGCAGGACCCUCCACUCUCCCAUGUACUUCUUCAUCUCCCAAUUAUCUAUGUUUGAUAUUUUGCUCAGCACAGACAUUGUCCCUAACACUCUUGCCAGUAUAAUUGCUGAAGGGUUGGUCAUGUCAUUUUCAGGUUGUAUCACCCAGUUUUAUAUCUUUGGGUGCUCCGAGUCCCUUGAGUGCUUCAUACUAGCAGCAAUGGCUUAUGAUCGGUAUCUGGCUAUCUGUAACCCUCUCCGCUACACCACAAUCAUGAAUUUUUCUUUGUUUUUGAAAAUGAUCCUGAUUUCUUGGAUGUUGGGAGCUGCAUUAAUCCUUGUAACUACAUUAUCCAUUUUUGGACUGGAAUUCUGUGGACCAAAUGUCAUUGACCAUUUCUUUUGUGAUUUUGCCCCGAUAAUACAACUAUCUUGUUCAGAAACAUCUACAGUGGAGAUGGAAGUUUUCUAUAUGAGUGUGUUUGUCAUGAUUUUACCCUUUUUUAUGACUGUGACGUCAUAUGGGUGCAUUGUGAACACCAUCCUCAACCUCUCAUCCAAUCUUCAGAGGAGUAAAGCCUUCUCCACUUGUAGUUCUCACCUAAUAAUCGUCUGCAUCUUCUAUGGGACGUUGAUCUCCAUUUACAUAAUUCCUACAAAAGGGGUUUCAUUGACUAUUAACAAGGUUGCCUCUCUGUUGUAUACUGUGAUUACACCCAUGCUGAAUCCAAUCAUAUAUAGUCUAAGAAAUAAGGACAUCAAAGACCUAAUCAGGAAGCUGCAGAACUGA